Myripristis murdjan (pinecone soldierfish) is the source of this 4029-nucleotide messenger RNA. RefSeq lists its product as uncharacterized. Bases 48 to 2468 code for a protein of 806 amino acids. The transcript is spliced from 17 exons. NCBI's taxonomy places the organism in Eukaryota, Metazoa, Chordata, Actinopteri, Holocentriformes, Holocentridae. The record is from RefSeq and is a predicted model, not a curated record. Gene Ontology annotation, molecular function: interleukin-17 receptor activity.
GCUCAAAGUCCAGGAUUGUAAUUUCUAUUUUUCAGCUGCCAUGCUGUAUGGAUGGUAAAGUGCUUGGAUUUGGCAGCAUGCUGGCGUUUGUUGUCUUCGCGAUGUGGUCAGGGUGGCUUUCAGCUGCCGUGGAAAGCGCAAAGAUAAGUUGUCAGAUGAGACAACAAAGUGAUUACAUCGGGAGGCGUUGCCCUCUGAAACUGUCUGCUGAGCCCUUCUCUAAAUGUGUCUCCGUGCAUGUUUGGAUGGGAAAUGAUGAUCUAAAGAGCAGACCGAAGAUUAAAGUCCUCUCAACAGAAGGCACAGUUUGGCUUACCGUCAAAAAGUCAGGAAAAGCAUCAAAGUCGAUCGUGGUAACUCAAAGGAACAUCACUGUCAACUGCCCUAGACACAACAGCUCUAAGAUGUGGGAGCUGAUAUACGAUUGUGUUGGCGCUGAAGCCCAAAGCAUUGUAUCUGUGUCUUUCAGCACAAAUUCAGCAAACUGCACUUCCAGUUACUCCGUGCCAGAUCCAGCGCCCAAAUUUAGUCUGUCAUUGGAUCAGCAGUCAAAAUCAAUCAAUGUGACCCUGCAACCCGCUGAAAGAGUCCCAGUGUACACCAGACUGUGUUACCGCAAGAAUCCAAAAGACUGCCUCAUGGGUCAGUUGCCUUCAACACGAAUUACUAUUGAUCCUUCUCAGUCUUGGUCAGCUGUUCUUGACGUCCCUUACCUGCUGCCCUGUCUCUGCGUGCAGGUGUAUUACACUGGCGGAGAUACCCUUCGUGCUACAGAGUGCCCAUUGAAAAAUAAAUCCCUCGGGGUAAAUGUCAGAGACGUGUGGAACGCCAGCAGUGUCACGCUGUACGAGUCGAGCGUGACCUGGAGCUCUCCCUGCCAUGCCAGCUAUCUGAGGCCCUCUGCCUCCCUCUGCUGGAGACAAAACGAACACCUCUGCACACCCGUCUCCAACUCGACUCUACAGGAAGUGGACGACACACAGUACCUGAGAUAUAAUAUAUCUGCCGUGGACAAACACCUGCAGAUGUGUGUACAGUUCUCUCUAGAAGGCAGCCGUAAUAUCCACUGCCUCUUCAAGUCUGAUAUGUCUUCAUGGGAGGCACACAUUGGACCUGGUAGGCAGAGCCUGCUUGUGUAUCUCACCUCUUCUGUCCCAGCCAAGUUCUCAGCUCAGCUUUGUAUCCUGAGCGAAACAGGAUGUACAUCUAAAGGGCUUGCUCAUUCAGUAAGAAUGGAAGGGGAUGCUGUAGAGACACAGAUAAAUGUGCCUGGUCUUUUUCCUGCUGAGAAGCUGUGUGUGCAGGUGUGGCAGUCAGAUCCUCCUCGGCUCGGAAAAAGAAUUAUGUGCCUUGACUGCACACACAGGAGAUACGGUAUGCUUGCUGUGGCAGUCUUGGUAUUUGUGGUUAUUGUGGCUUUGCUGGUAAUCCUCAUACACCGCCUGGCCAAGAACGGAGCAGCCGGUUGGCUGUCAAUCCAGAGACCAGUGUUAUUGGUGUGCUCUUCAGAGGCGUCUGCACAUUUGUCUGCUGUGUUCUCGUUGGCCUCCAUUCUGCAGGGGGAGCUGUGUGCACCAGUGCGCAUGGCUCUUUGGGACCAGAGCUCACAAAAGCAGGCCAGGGCCGGCACUGGAGUGGCAGAUCUUGGCCCUCUUCCUUGGUUGUACGGCCAAUGGGAGGAAGUGCAUAAGGCCCAAGGAAAGGUGCUAAUCAUUUGGAGUCCCGAUGCCAAUAAAUCCUAUGAGAAGUGGAGAGUGGAAAGGGCAAAAAGUGAUGGGAAUAAGAGAAGAAAAGAAGACGGCAGAACAGAGAUGAGACAUGAAAAAACAGGAGUAGAUAGAGAACACGACUGGAAAGUAAAAGAAAGAAGACUAAAAAAAUGUAGAAAAGACAAAGCUGCUGUGAAAGAAGAGUUUGUUAAGUUAUUUAAUAAUAAUGAGCAGGACUUCCAGAAGGAUCCCUCUUCAGUGACGGGGCCAGUGUUCAUUGCUGCCCUGGCUCGCCUACUGGGGGCACUGCAGGAGUGCAAAGAUCAUGGAGCGGCCUUUGUCUACUUCCAGGGCCUUGGCCACAGCAGAGACAUCCCAAAGGACUUCAGAGGCGUCCCUCGAUAUGGUUUACCACAGGAUUUCAGGGCUUUGAUACUGGGACUGGGGGGAAUGGGGACAAAAAGUGAUCAGUUUAGGUGGCACUGCUCUGCCAGACUCCUGUCCAAAUUGCUGUCACUAUGGCUUGCACAGCGACUGGCCCACAGGUUAAGAGCGCUGCUGACACAGACAGAGACGCGAGAAAAGAAAACACAAGGGCUGAGGCUGAAGUCAUCACAGGAAAUGAUGUCAGGACACAGCGGGCUCAAGUUGCCACCAUCAGUGACAAUGACAAGGCCAGGAACUCUGCACGAGCAAGAGCCUCUGCACAGGUCGCCAUGGAAAGGAGAAGCGUUUGAAGCUCAGGUUUCACUUAUCUGAUGGGGACAGACUUUUGUCCUUGUAACACGAUGCGUGGAACAUGGGAGCUGCUGUUACACUGUGAGCACCUCACAACCGCUCACUCAAUGAGGACUGUUCAUCUCUCCGCACCACGUUGUGUAAAUGCCACCACCUGCUUUGCCUGUUAUGAAAAGGUAAAUAGUCGGUUGUGUCUCCAGCACAUGGCCUUUAACAGAGUCUCUUUAUGUUGUGUUCUAAUAACUAAGGCCAUACUGAACCACCUGCCUUAUCUCUGUAAUAUGCUAACUGCUAUGAAAAGCUGGUUGCAAAUUAAACACAGCACUUUACUUCAUGUGUACCCACAAUGUAUAAAUAUGUUAUCACCACCCAGGUGUACUGAGGUGCAGAGGGGUGACAGCCGUUAUGCUGAAACUCACUUUUUAAAAAAAGGUGAGGGCCCUGUGCAAAAGGUUUUUUCAAAGGUGCUGGUUGUUGCCGAACAAGAUCAGACUAAUAGACAGAUUUAAAAAAAGCAUUGUUAUUGUUAUUUAAUUCCAUGCAGCCUUGUACUAUAUAAGAAUAAAAAUUGACUAUAGUCUACUAAAAGACUUGCAGUUGAUACAAGAGUAUAGUUCUACCUAUUAGUCCAUUUACAAUUUGAGUAGCAUUUUUGUAAAUACCUGCUUUAAACUAAAGCUUUUUGGGAUUUACAGUAUUAGUAUGAAGAAUGAGAACAAAGUGACUUGAAUUCACAAAUGUGAUCUGCCAUAAAGUGUUUGACUUUCUGGCAGCUGGGCAGCGUGCCAGUAUGGAGUAUUUGUAAUUCCUUUUCAUUCACCCUCAGCCUGUUAGGUUGGACUUUGAACAAGUACCGAAAAUUCUCUUUAGUCAGUUUCAUAGGUUUAAGCCAUCAAAUAUGGAAGUAUGGCAGCUCCAUUAUUCUGACACACACAACCUCAUGUAUGAAAAAUAAAUCCAGUGGAAACUACAACUGACUGACAUGUUUUUCGUUAGAAUCAUCCAUUGUAAUGAACAGAAAUCAGAAGAUGGAUUUUUCAUCUGCCACGUAAUGGUCGGUAACAUCUAAUGCCAAUGUAAUACACAUACUGAUAGAAGUUUUAGUUCUCUAUGUUCCUACUCCAUACCACAAUUAUUAUUCAAAUGCUUGAACAGCAGUUACCUCAAAAAUCUCAGAGCAUUAGAGAUAGAAAGCCUCUGCUGUGGCACUUUCCCAAUGAAAUUUCAGUGCGGGAACAUGACUGGGAAAUAAGGAAGUACCCAGCAAUAAGUUAUCCUUUAACUUUAUAUGUUGUUUUGUUGGAAAUAAGUUAUCCUUUAACUUAUUUGUGUUAUCCUUGUUAUCGUCAACAUUUUCAAUGAAUAUGCAUUUGUUGCAGAGUAUGACAUUUUAUGUACAUAUAUGUAUACAUAUUUUAUAUAUAUGCACAUUAUGGAUUUUCAUAUGUCAAAUAAAUCAAAAUACUUGUACUAACUAUAUGCAAAACAACCUCAAACUGUAAAGACAGACAUCAUUUACAACGGUCAGAUGUGUAAGGUACUUGAACCAAGAUUUGUUCGUCAGUCAAACAACAAUAAAUCC